Messenger RNA from Hymenoscyphus albidus, 2623 nucleotides. The record is from the annotation of a GenBank genome assembly. Lineage: Eukaryota; Fungi; Ascomycota; Leotiomycetes; Helotiales; Helotiaceae.
GACAACUCAAACGUUCUCCUGACUUACAGAUUAUUCCCCCAGAUCUUGGGGAUCUUGGGGCUCUUGGUGGAAUGAUGUACAUGAAAGUAUGGACUCCACUGGGGUAUACGAGCGUAUGGAGUAGAUAUCUACGAAGUACUCAACCAAACAAACGGUGGCUGCCUUUCCAUGGUGAUGAUAUCAAAACGAUUUCAAUACGGAGUACAGCACCAGUGCAGCACGAGUCCACUGAGGACUAGCUGACUCAACACGACGAUUCAACGCACAAACUAACCCAAGGCUCCACCGCCAUCGGUUCCAUUUGUUUGAAGUACAAGCCUGUCGAGCCUUCCUUGACUACUUCGGCGAUUCAAGGAAACCAGUAAUCCAUCUGCUCUUCUACCAGUUCAACAAUACUCGUACAUACCUCCGUACGUGCUUCGCAUUGUAGAGGUACUGUGGCGUGCAGGAUUUGAUAUUUGAUAUCCUAGCACUCGGCUGGCACCUCCACAUGCUUCUCUAUAUUAAAACGCUGAUCUUAAUCUUGGCACCUUUCAAGAAGAUUCUUCGACUUCGAAACCAGCGUAUUACGGUUUCAGACGGACAGCAUCAGAAAGAAGUCCAUAUACUAAGAGAUACCAAGCAAUACCAAGACCCGCCUAAAGGGGAAGAGCUCGUGCCAUCGAACCCCAUCUGGAUCCACGGCAGUCACGGCGUGCCUAUGAUUUUCCAUGGCAGCGACCUUGAGACUUCUGGGCGUGAUUUUGGGACAAGCAAAUUGUUUCACGGACUGCUUAACGCCACAUUCAUAUUCAGGCCGACUGUACCUCUGAGGUCUUUCGAAACCUCGGAUUUCUACUGAGAUGUCUUGGUAUUUUGAGGAUUUCUUUUUCAUCGCCCCGAUUUUGAUGCGAUGGGUGAUUGACGUUGGCAAGGCUUAUGGGGAGGAGUCCCGCCGAUGAGGUUUGCGGGGUGGGAGCAUGAGUGGAUAACGGGAGAAGAAGAAAUUAUGGGGGGGGGAAGUUACAGCCUAGAUUUUAUUUUGGGUUGAAUAGUGGAUCUGCGAAAAAUCUGAACUAAGGGCUAAAGCAAGCAAUGGAUGCAAGUUGGCGAUAACCUCCACCAAGCAAUGGAUGCAAGUUGGCGAUAACCUCCACCUAGCCUAUUCUGUAAGUUACGAGUAUGCUCUGGUAAAUUGCCAGCGAGUGCUGCAUUCUUCUCAUCCAGCCAUUCAAUUCCCCUAUCCACCUCCAACCAAAAAAUACGCAGCGGUUCCCGGGGGAUAAAUUCCUUGCAGUUGUCAAAGGUCCGAUCGCAAUUGGUUUCGAACCAUCGCUAAAGAUCUGCCCUUGCGAAUCUACGACCCUGGCCGUUUCAUAAUGACACGGAAGGGGUCAAGACCAAAAUCAUGCCUCGCUGGUUUUUAAUGGAUAGAAAGCCCAUCGAGCCAGUGGAUUUCAUUUCUGGAACUUUUACUUUGAUCUUCUUCAGUGUGGUCUGCGACUCCUUUCUUCUCUCGAUACCCGUUUUUUCCCAUUCAUAUACAGAGUACUUUCAUCCGACGACACCCAUUCGAUUCUCGCACCAGUUGCAGCAAAAUAUUAAUUGAAGAAAAUUCGUUCAAGAUGCCUUUCAAAUUAUUACUUCCUCUCCGAAUUGCCCAAUUCGUCUUUUCGAUCAUAGUUCUUGGACUGUCUUCAUAUGGUACGGUUUUCGUUGGGCGGAAUAGGCGAGAGUGAGAAUAUGUUGACUAAUAUUGAUUUUAGUCUCCCACUGGUAUGAUGUCGAUACUUUAACAUCAUCGCCUUCUCAGGUCAAUUUCCUGGUCUUCGUACCAGUCUUCUCCUUCAUCUCCAUGAUCUACCUCGAAGUCGUCCCCCGUUUCAUGCAGAAGGGUAAGCCAGUCCAUAAGAAAGAUGGACGAGAAAAGACUAACAGUAUCACAGCAUCUCACCCAUAUGCCCACCUCGGAUUCGAGUUCCUUAAUACCCUCUUCUACUUCGCUGGCUUCAUCGCCCUCGCUGUCUUCAUCGGCAAACUCCUCUUCUGCCGCGGCUCCGUUUGCGCAGCUGCACGAGCAGACGCUACUUUCGCAGCAUUCAGCUGGCUCCUUUGGACCGCUAGUACCGUCAUCGUUGCUCUCCAAAUCUUCAAGGGUGGAAUGAACUUGAGGAACGAGAAGACCAGCAACAUGAGCCAGGUCCCAUCUCAGGUGUCAAUGCCAUAGCUCUCAAACAAGCAACUCAACGAUCGAAUCCGAGUAUGGGAGGAAAGUCGCGAGUUGGUUUAGAUCUCGACACAUUAAGAAAAAUGUGGUACAUAAAAACAGAUGGACUUGGUGUUGGUGUAUAUGGUAUAUGGGGAUAUGGAUUUACAUGAUCAAAUGGUGGAUGGAUGGAGUUUUUUAGAGCCAAAAAGAGACCUUGAUGGUUUCUCGAUCACAACGCAGCAAGUGUUCCUUUUCGAGGAUAUUUUGCUUACGGGUUGUUUUCGCUUCAUCAUCAGUAAUCGCACUUUCCACGUUGUUGCAUUUUUCUACGAGUUAUCUGUGGUUUUUUACGGUAUUAGGGUAUGAUUAAGGGGUCUUGAUAGGCAUUUUCAUUUGAUAUAGAUACAAAUAUCAACAUAUUAAACGCAACCAAAA